AACCAGGGACAUUAUCCAGAACAUAUUGAGACGGCACGCUUUUUCUGUGAUCCUUGAAAUGACACGAUGAGGCGUGCGAGGAUUUCUCCACGACUCCACGAUUGAUUCGAUUUCUUUCUCCGCCCGAGAGCGACCGACAUGCCGCACGCGCGAACCAGGAACCCGAGCCCCAUCCCGGAGGUAACGUGGGACACAGGGCACAAGGAGAUGAACGAGACGUGGAAGGGGGCAGUGGCGUGUCUCGGCGUGGCCGUGUUCUUCGUGAUGACCAUCGGCAUCAUUUACUGGCAAGUGGUGGACCAGCCCAACAAGAACUGGAUCCUGAAGGGUAGCUUCAGCGGGCUGGUAUGGGAGCGCAGAGCGCAUUCGCUUGUGGUGCAGACGCUCACUGAGGACAAGACGUUCGUGCAGAUCGACCUAGGACACGCGGGCGGCGCUGAGGCUGAUGCGCCGUUCGUGCGCAACCUUUGUUGGCUUAACAAGACCGAGUUCUGCUACACGUGGGACUCGGUGGCCGACGUGAGGAUUUCUCUGGAGGUCGGCGAAGAGGCCGGGACAGAGUGCUACACCGUGACCUGGACCCCGGUGCACUGCCAUGUGGAGCUCAAGGACUGCUUCUCUAUGGAUAAUGUAUCAUGGUACGGUGGGGCCAGUGUCCAAGCACUGCGGUGGCCAAUAAAUGAUGUGGAUAUUUCAAUGCAGCCUUUCACUGUCAGUGACCUGAGGGACAACCCCUCUGGCUUUGGUUCAGUCCUAGAGCGCUACUUCCUGGGCUCGUCAGGUGUAGCAGUACUGGUGGCCCCACACAUCCCGCUGCAUGUAGGGGUAGAAAGCAGGCAUCAGUUCUGUCUCCAGACAACACCCAGUAUGGCACGACUGCCCCUGCAGUACUCUGUCUGUGUGGGAGAGAACGUCAAAGCCGUUUACCAAGAGUCAAUACAGCAGCUCUCCAUGCCCUAUCGAGAACUUCCCAGCAUGAAUGUCUUACAACUGCCUUUCUGGAAACUUCCAGCAAGUGUGGAUUCAGGGGCGAAGAUAGAAAGGGAGUUGAGAACCUUCUCUAACCGGCUGAAGAGGCACCACCUAGGGGAAGGGGUCAUCAGCCUGGAUGAACAUUCCACAUCUCUCCUCUCCAACAUGGACCAUGAAUACCACAAUGGCAGGAGAAGGACAUCUAAGAGACAGAGCAGAGACCUCCCUUUUGUGAAGCUUCUGAACAUUUCUGUAACCCUGUCCCCAUAUUUAAGCCUGGACUCAUGGCAGUUUCAGACCUCCAUACAAGACAGAAUGCAGGAUUACUGGCUUGGCUUGCCCACCGGCCCACAGGCUCACUUGAUUCCAUUAUUAACUCAAUGGAAAGGAAAAUACUGUGUCAAGCUGAACAUCACAAAUCCAGAAGCCACCAACUGGUUCUUGGAGAGAGUGAGCAGCCUGCACAGUCGCUUGGGCAUGGAGUAUGUGAUGCUAGAGGGUGGGGAGGGAAACCCAGUUGAACAGAAGUCUAUGUGGCAUUCUUCUGUCCUCACAGGAGAUGAAUACAUCAGGCUCCUGGCAGACCUCGCUGGGAGUAUAGGAGGGAAUACUAUUGUUAGCGCAGGGACAAGGUCCAGCCAUAAGCCUUUGUUCAUCCGUAUGAGUGCACUGCAGUCAGACUGGAGCUAUGCUGGCCUUAAGGGUAUCAUUCCAUCCCUGUUGCAUUACAGCCUGCUGGGCUAUAAUUUCUUCAUUCCUGAUGCAGUAGGAGGCUCUUUAUCCAUUGAGCUGGUCACAGAUGAUGAACUCUUUAUUCGUUGGCUGGAGAUUGUGGCCUUUCUUCCUGUGCUCAGUUUUCAGACACCUCCAUGGGCAUCUGGAGUAGACAAGGUCCUUAACCUAACCAGAAUCUACAUCACUAUGCGCCAGGAGUUUGUAGUGCCUCUGAUUGUGAAAUAUGCCCAGGAGUGGCAAGUCACUGGAAACCCCAUCUACCGCCCACUGUGGUGGAUCAGUCCAAAUGAUCCAGUCACAUUCACUAUUGAUGAUGAAUAUCUGAUUGGAGAUGAGGUACUUGUUGCUCCAGUGACAGAAAAAGGAGCUUUGCAGAGAGACAUUUAUCUGCCAGGGAGCAACUUUCAAUGGCAAGACACCAACAAUGCUAAAGUGUUUGAUGGCGGGACGCUCCUACAAAGUUACCAAGUGGGGCUUGAGGAGGUGCCUGUAUUCAUCCGAAAGACCUCCUGAGGCCAACUGUCUGACUAUCACAAGGCCGAUUUUCUAUUUUUUGCUUUUUAUUUUUCAGUUGUGCUGAUCUCGAGUUGCACUUUCCACAAAGACCAUUUUCUGUGUUCUAAGGCACAGUCUUGAGAUUAUGUACAAGAUCAUUUUUUAUUUGCACUUUACAAAUGAAAGUUAUUUAUAUCAUCUAGAAAAUAUUGAAAUCAUGUGGUUUCAUUUAUCUGCUAGAUUUAUUUGUGCUAAUCCAAUGUUUUCUAAAUUUUGUUUUUUUUGAAGAACUGUGGUUUACAUUUGAUAAAUACUCACAGCCUUAAAAGUUGAUCUUCUUCCAUCGGCCAUAACGUGGAGUGGAGCAUCAAGUGCUUAAUUCACUUAAAAUAAUCUUUUGAGAGAAAAAAAGACCAAACAAUCAGUGAAAACAUACUUCUUGCUGAGGAAUAAACUGUAAGGAAGGAACCUCACACUGACACCAGAGUGGACACGUCGUCGAAAGUCUCUUAAUUUCACGGAGCAGGCUUUUCACUCAAACAUUGCUGGAUAUUUUGCUAUUCUACCUGUACCUCAAGUUUAUUGUUAUAUUUGUUA
Messenger RNA from Ictalurus furcatus (blue catfish), 2799 nucleotides. RefSeq names its product SITS-binding protein. The transcript has 10 exons. Bases 139 to 2220 code for a protein of 693 amino acids. NCBI's taxonomy places the organism in Eukaryota, Metazoa, Chordata, Actinopteri, Siluriformes, Ictaluridae. The record is from RefSeq and is a predicted model, not a curated record.